Andrographis paniculata is the source of this 1849-nucleotide messenger RNA. Its product is annotated as threonine synthase, chloroplastic-like. The record is from RefSeq and is a predicted model, not a curated record. Gene Ontology annotation, biological process: L-cysteine biosynthetic process. NCBI's taxonomy places the organism in Eukaryota, Viridiplantae, Streptophyta, Magnoliopsida, Lamiales, Acanthaceae. Bases 78 to 1646 code for a protein of 522 amino acids. Gene Ontology annotation, cellular component: cytoplasm. Gene Ontology annotation, molecular function: pyridoxal phosphate binding; threonine synthase activity. The transcript has a single exon.
UUCACCCGUCCACCGGCACCCCUAAUCGCCAUUACCGCAGCCAUCGAAACCCUUCACUCAACCAAACCCUAGCUGCAAUGGCGGCUUCUUCCAUCUUCAAAUCCUCCUUCCUAUCCGCCCAAUCCCUCCCACAAACCGCCGCCGCCGCCUCACCGACUCGCCACCCUACCUCAAUCUCCAUCCGCGCCACCACAACCUCCUCGGAUUCGCCCGCCCCGACCCCGCAAAUCAAGCACCGCCGCCCCGCCGAUGAGAACAUCCGCGAAGAGGCGCGCCGUCAUGCCUCGUCCCACAAUUUCUCCGCCCGCUACGUCCCCUUCAACGCCGAGCCGUCCUCCACCGAAUCCUACUCCCUCGACGAGAUCGUGUACCGCAGCCGCUCCGGCGGCCUCCUCGACGUCGAGCACGACAUGGACGCGCUGAAGAAAUUCGACGGCGAUUACUGGCGCGCUCUGUUCGAUUCCCGCGUCGGCAAGACGACGUGGCCGUACGGCUCCGGCGUCUGGUCGAAGAAGGAGUGGGUCCUGCCGGAGAUCGACAGCGACGACAUCGUCAGCGCCUUCGAGGGAAAUUCCAACCUCUUCUGGGCGGAGCGCUUCGGCAAGCAGUUCCUCGGCAUGAACGACCUCUGGGUGAAGCACUGCGGGAUUAGCCACACAGGCAGUUUCAAGGAUUUAGGAAUGACCGUUUUGGUCAGCCAGGUCAAUCGCCUCCGCAAAAUGAAUCGCCCCGUCGUCGGCGUCGGCUGCGCCUCCACCGGAGAUACCUCCGCCGCCCUCUCCGCUUACUGCGCAGCUGCUGGAAUCCCAUCCAUUGUCUUCCUCCCCGCCAAUCGCAUCUCCAUAGCUCAAUUGGUUCAGCCAAUUGCCAACAGUGCUUUCGUUUUAAGCAUUGAUACUGAUUUUGACGGCUGUAUGCAGCUGAUUCGAGAGGUUACUGCAGAGCUGCCGAUAUAUCUGGCGAAUUCGCUGAACAGCCUGAGAUUGGAGGGCCAAAAGACGGCUGCAAUAGAGAUACUUCAGCAGUUCGAUUGGGAGGUGCCGGAUUGGGUGAUUGUACCCGGCGGCAAUCUAGGGAACAUAUAUGCCUUCUACAAAGGGUUCCGAAUGUGUAAAGAAUUGGGGCUUGUCGACAGGAUUCCAAGGCUCGUCUGCGCUCAGGCUGCGAAUGCGAAUCCUCUGUAUCUGCAUUACAAGUCAGGAUGGAAGGAUUUCAAGCCAGUGAAGGCCGGGACGACAUUUGCGUCUGCAAUACAGAUUGGGGAUCCUGUUUCCAUCGACAGGGCAGUGUAUGCGCUCAAGAAUUCGAAUGGGAUCGUUGAGGAGGCGACAGAGCAGGAAUUGAUGGAUGCCAUGGCUCAGGCUGAUUCAACAGGGAUGUUCAUCUGCCCGCAUACGGGUGUGGCGUUGUCGGCAUUGUUUAAGUUGAGGAGUAACGGGACUAUUAGGGCAACGGACCGCACUGUUGUUGUGAGUACUGCUCACGGGCUCAAGUUUACGCAGUCAAAGAUUGAUUAUCACUCCCAGAAUAUUAAGGAUAUGAAUUGUCGGUAUGCAAACCCUCCGGUGCAAGUCAAGGCUGAUUUCGGCUCGGUUAUGGAUGUUCUCAAGAAAUAUUUGCUGAGCAAGGAUUCCAAAAUGCUUUGAGAGGGUAAUAAGCUUUAGUUUUUUGGCUAUGAAUUUUCACGACUUUAUAAAACAAUGCUGGUUAGCUUUUUCCGGGACUCUAUUGUUGUGUUUUGAGUUUAAUAUUCAUGGGUGUAGUGAGAAUGGUGUAUGCUUAUGUACACUUUGUCUGCAAUUAGACACAAUUUGGUUUCAAUAAAAUUUAUGCAGGGCUUAUCACUAAA